Messenger RNA from Oryzias latipes (Japanese medaka), 4853 nucleotides. It is a transcript of the gene bmf1, whose product is annotated as BCL2 modifying factor 1. The record is from RefSeq and is a predicted model, not a curated record. Gene Ontology annotation, cellular component: myosin complex. Gene Ontology annotation, biological process: apoptotic process; negative regulation of autophagy; positive regulation of apoptotic process. Lineage: Eukaryota; Metazoa; Chordata; Actinopteri; Beloniformes; Adrianichthyidae.
GUCAUCUCAGGCUGACGUCGGCGAAAUCAGUCCGACCGUGGCAGCGCUCCUCGCAGAAUGGAAGUAGUCGUUGAGGAAUAAAGUCGUUUGACUUAGCAGGAUUUUAAGACUUGGAGUCCUAUUUUUUUUAGAAGUUUCUUUUAUUUUAUUGUUUAAUUUUCGCCACAUUUAACCCCAGAGUGCAGGACAAGUGUUUUAAACGCCGCCAGUCUUCUCGAGAAAGCAGAGCAGUCGUUUCAUUUCCCCGUCCACCGUGGUUUCAUUGAUCGGAGCUCGCUCCAUACAGGCCAGACAGGUUGUCUAUAAUGAUAAUGAGUGCCUCGGAGGAGAAAAAAAGAAGCAGAUAAUGAAUGCGUCUGAGGUCAUCUCUCCAGAUCUGACGUAGAUUUAUUCAAGGUCACUCGUCUUGCAGUGCCCCCCCGUAUGGACGAUGAGGAAGACGAUGUGUUCGAGCCGGACCCCAACAAGUGGCGCACGACAGCCAGGAAGAUAAAGUGUGAAGACCGGGGCACGCAGACACCCGGUCCUGCCCUGGUACCAAACAACGGCAUGCUUCUCUGUGGACUUGCAGAGGAGCCCAGACCACUUUUCUACGGUAACGCAGGUUUUCGAUUGCACUUCCCAGCACGCUUUGAGCUUGCUGGGGAUCUUGAGGUGAGGCGGCACGACAGGGAAGCAGAGCGGCGCGGGAUGGAGCGGCUUCCCCGGCAGCAGCCUGUGGCACGCAGCACGGAGGCCUGCAUUGCACAGAAACUCCAGCUGAUAGGGGACCAGUUUCACCGGGAACGCCUACAACUGUAUCAUCGAAACCAAAGGAACCAGGGGCCGGUGUGGUGGCGCCUCGCCACGGCUCUCGUCAGCCUUCUAUUCGAUAGAGGCUUUAUUGCUGGAGCAGGGGGUGCAGGACAAAGGUAAGGGGGAUCCGCCCCCUUAUGUCCAAUGCCUUCAUCUCUGUUAGGAACUGGCCUCCUGUAGGCACUGUCAAAUGUAACACGGGUCUGUUUGAGGGAGAAAAAAAGAGGAGACAAUAAAGGUCGCCGCGGGACGGAGACAUCCAACUUUCUUUUUUUUUUUUUUUUACAAGGUCACGUGCGUUUCUUGCAAGAAGAUGCCAUAAUCCUCCCAAGAUUCCUCUAAAGGACAAUGUUAAUAUUUUGUCAUACAUGUGGUGUGCUGGUUUUGUACAGUUUAAUGUUCAAUUUUGCACUCUUAACAUAGACCCACGAUAAAUGACCUCUGCAGACCCUGGGGAUGCCUUAUUCAGUGUUUUCUAUAAGAAGGAAAAAUUGAGUAUUUUUUAAAACAAGCAAAGGUUUCAUGAAAAGAAAAUGAAAGAGUUUGUGCUUUUUUUUUUUAAUAUUUUUGUCCAGAAGUCUCUCAGUUGGAUCAGUUUAAUGGAUUUACUAGCUCCCAAAGACGCAGCGUCUCAGAACAUUGCAUUUUGCACCCCACCUCAGCGGUGUUCUUUUUUUCCCCUCAUCUUUUUGAUCAUUAACUUACCUUUUAUUACGCCUUCAUGAUUUUUUUUUAUAAUAAAUUGACUUUCCUGAUUAAUUUUAGACAAAACAACUGAAAUGACCUGCAGUUUAUGCACAUGAAAGAGUUGUCCCACUGUAAAAUAAUUUUAGGCAUCUACUAUAAGCUGCAUGCAAAAAUCAAAAAAGACCUUGUCAGAACCUUUCUUUGCAGGCAAACCCAUCAGUAACCAUCGGCAAACUUUAUAAAAACACACAAAGAAAGAAAAACCUUUAAAACCACUCAGCGGCAACAAUUUCAGUGGAUUCAAAUUGUAUAUUUGGUAAAAAAAAAUGCUUAACUACUUGAUUAAAACCUCAAUUUCUGUCACUUUGAUUUUAAUCCUAUGUUACUGUUUUCCUUUAAAGUAACAUUAGGACCCCGUUAUGUCUUAAUGCUCACAAAUAUAAGCAGAUAUGCAUUUGUCUAGAUAAUUUUACUGACAGACGAUUCAUAGUGUCGUAGUUGUAGCACACUAAAGGCAUAAUGAUAAAAACAAAUGGGUGCUUUUGCACUAAAUUCGAACAAAAGAUUAAAGCACACUGUUAAAAGGAGCAAUCCUCCCCAAAAUGAUCCGGUUUUGCCAACUCUAUUGUUUUUAUUUAGAUUCUGUUUUUUUACUUUGAAUUCUUAUUUCUAGUUUGAUAAUUUUUUGCCCCUCAGUGUCUAACAAAUAGUUUAGUUUUAGCUGCGUCAUCGUAUGUGAUUGCUUUCAGACCUCCAUGCCCUUUGAAGUGGAGCUGUGGAUCCACUGUUUUUGCACUAGACUUCCACCUUUGAAGAGUUCCGAUUGUUACCAAGUCAGCUUCUGUCUUGCAUGAAGGUUUUCAUUAGCGCAACAUUUCAGAUGUACUUGCAUGCACGUUUAAGGCGGCAACCGAUCAGUGUUGAGGCCUGACUGAGCACAGUCCGGAGUCUAAAGUGGAUGUCGGUUUUCUCCAUUUAUCUCUCCCGUUUCAGGCUCAAGUUGAGUUGGAGCUUCCUGCAAAGCAAUCUUUGCUUUUCCUCUUUUCUGAAAAAAAAUCCAAACUAAAUGAAAGAAUGACUGAGGAAAAAAACCUCAUCCCACUCAGGACAUCUUUGCCGGGUUUACUUCAUCAUAUGAUGUUGUUGGUGCUGAUUUUCAGAUUAGGAUCUAUAAUGCGAGCACAACCAACAAUGGGUCAGUAGACAGUUUCUGAAAUGAAAAAGUGAAAGAAAAAAGACUGUCAUUUUUCUAUGAAUAUGUUUCAAAACACUGUUAAAAAUGCUGUUCUUUUUUGUUUUUUUCUUGCCUAACCUCGGCCAUGGUUUGAAUCUAAGGAGCAGCACAUGUCAGGGGUCUGUGCUGUAACUAGUCCCUUCUUACAUGUGUCAAGUUUAUGACUGCACCAUUCUUUUUUGUUUUUCUCAAGACGUCUCAGGGACAGAUUUUGUUGGCUACUGGAAACCUUGAGAAUUAGUUACACAGUUACAGGAAUAGUAAUGUCAUGCUACCUAAUAGCAACCAAAAGUGAUAUAAAGUCAUUAUCAUUUACAAAUUCCGCCCCUCAGGCAAUCUGUCGUGAGUGACUGAGGAUUCUGAUUUGCUGGCUGUGGCGGUGACGGGGGCCUUCUGAGUAUGAGGCGUAUGAGGUGCACUGAAAGCGGUUGUGGUUAUAGUUUCCUGCGGAUCCUGAACGCUGAGCCAGUCUCUGUAGUGCCUCGUCCCUCCACCCCCAACCUCCUGAAUGGCGCCUGACCUCUUUGUGCUGCUCCUUCAUCACGUGUAUUUUCUUUGUAAUUUAUUUUUUUUUCUUUUAUUUAUUUUUACUUUUUAGAAAUAUUUACCCAUCUCUACUGUAUACGUGUGUGUGUGUGCAAUCACUGCUUAUUCUCUUCUUCCUGUUUUGGACUCAAACUUUGACCCUGUGCAGCAUGUUUGUCAUCACUGCGCCUCGUGUCACUUCCUGUGAUACUCUUAUUUUGGCAUCACUCCUCUUCCAUUGGGCACAGAAAAAAAACAGUGGGGGAAAAAACCUGCAAGUGUCAGUGACUGCUAACUAUUAGUAAUAAAACCUAAAACAUAAAGAAAGAAAACUUUAGGAGGCAUAUUUUCACAAUAAAAGGUUGCAAUUUUCCAUAUAAACCAUUCCAACAAAUUUAGAGCCGUUUUAUUAUCCCCCACCACACUGUAUGUGGUUUCAGACGAGCAGUAGUUUCAACAGGGCUCAGUCUGUCAACACAUCAUGACUAAUCCCUUACACUCAAUGAGUCAUUUCCCAUCCCAUAAUGAGAGUCGGGAUGGGAAAAAGUAUAAAGUGCGCCCGCUAAGGUUGCCAUCACUUGCCACAAGUCACAGGAUGUCAGUAUGGUUGUCGGUCCUUUUGUUAAAUGGUUGUGUUGUAAUCAAAUGCACUGGAAAGUACUUUGUUUCUUUAAAACUUUUAGGUCUCUUUCCUGUUGUGCGUUAAUGUAUAGUAUAUACUCUGGAUCGUUCUUUUGGGCUCAUCUGGCCGCAUGUCAGUCGUAUAUCUGUGCAUUUAGCAUGUAGGUUCAGGCCUGUUGAUUUAUUGAAAAGGGAAACAAGCCACCAUAGUGCCCUUUUUACAAAAAUGUUCUUAGUGGUGUUCUCAAUAUGCACAAAUGGAUGUGUAUUUUAUGGAAAUUAUCAGAGUGUUGCAUUUAAAAACUGUUUUUCCCUAAAUGGAAGUUGCUUUUCUUACAAAAAAUAGAAUUUGACUUUUUUUUGUUGUCAAUUUCUAAUUUUUAUUGACUUUCUUACUUUUUUUAGAUUGUAUUUUGUGAAGAGAAACUGUCUACUUUUAUGGACACUUCACAGUUGUAAAAUCUUGUUCUAUGAUCUUGCAGGAUCAUUUUUAAAACCAUGAGAUAGACAGCAAUUUGUUUAACUUGGAACAUUCCUAAUGUAUUCACAAGGUCAGGCAAACCCAAAUAAAACAUGAUUUGGUUAAUAUGUAGCCUUUUAAGUCCUGCAAUGUUUUUUUGUUUUGUUUUUUUACAUUUUCCUGUACAUUUUUUGCUUAAAACCCUUGAAUAUGCCUUUAACUGCUCAGUUUCAAUGAAGUCUUGAUUAUCACACACUCUCUGUUAUACCAAGAAAUGAGACCCAGCGAAAAUGUAGCAUUUUUGUAAACAUUGGCUGUGUGUUCUCAAGACUUUACUGUGCACUCAUUUUUGCGUGUUUAUAUAUAUAAAUAUAUAUAUUUUGGUUGUUGAUAUGAUAUGGAAGUAAAGAACAUUUGUUAUGUAGUGCAAUAUGCUGUACAUACAGAGCUUUGCUCUACAAAUCUUUUUUUUCUGGAUUUUCUUGUUGUUUAUUGGUACUUUUUUCAAUAAAACUUUAUUGAACAUGUCAA